Hibiscus syriacus is the source of this 2602-nucleotide messenger RNA. RefSeq names its product disease resistance protein RPS4B-like. Gene Ontology annotation, biological process: defense response. The record is from RefSeq and is a predicted model, not a curated record. The transcript has 3 exons. NCBI's taxonomy places the organism in Eukaryota, Viridiplantae, Streptophyta, Magnoliopsida, Malvales, Malvaceae. Gene Ontology annotation, molecular function: ADP binding. The coding region runs from base 32 to 2236 and encodes 734 amino acids.
UGAUGUUAAUGACUCGAACCAAAUAGAUUUUAUGGGUGUUAAACAUUUUGGUGAUGGAAGUAAAAUCAUCAUAACAUCCAGAGAUAAACAAGUGUUGAAGAAUGGAGGAGCUGACACAAUACAUGAAGUGAAGAUUCUAAAUGAGAAGGACUCUCUUCAACUCUUUUCUACAUUUGCAUUUAAGCUUUUGAAUCCUCCUCCUGAUUUUCGAGAUCUAUCGAACAAGUUUUUGCGGUACUCCCAAGGCAAUCCACUUGCUCUUAAAGUUUUGGGUUCUAAUCUUCGCACAAAGUCUAAAGAAGAGUGGGAAAGUGAGGUGGACAAGCUCAAGGAAUGUGCGGAACCAAAAUUUGAACAUAUUUUCAAGAGUAGCUUUGAUGGGUUGGACGAGAUAAGUAAGAAUAUAUUUCUUGGCGUAGCAUGUUUCUUGAAAGGGAAUCUCAAGGAAGAUGUAGAAGAAAUUAUAAAUUGCUUAUAUAAGGGUGCAGCGAGUGGAAUAAGCAAAUUGCUCGACAAGUCUCUACUUCAUACUACUGAUUCUUCUAGAGAAAUUUCUAUGCAUGAUAUGCUUGAAGAUCUCGGUAAGGACAUUGCUCGACAAGGAUCUAAUGACCCGGGAAAGUACAGAAGGUUGUGGAGAUCCAAAGACGUGAAUCAAGUGCUCAAAUAUAAUAAAGGAAAUGAAUCAAUUGAAGGAAUAGAGUUAAACAUGUCUCUAAUGGAAGAUCCGAUUUUAUUAUGUCGUCAUGGUUUUGAGAACAUGUUUAAUCUUAGAUAUCUCGGCGUCCGGGCUAUGAAAUUAUCGAAGAAUGAGAAGCUACACUUAGAUAAAGUUGAUAGUGUAUCUCUUCCUGAUCAGCUAAGGUAUCUUCGUUGGAAUGAUUAUCCCUUCAGAUCCUUAUCUCCAAGUUUUAAUCCAAAGAAUCUUGUUGUGUUGAAAUUACAUUUUGGUCAGAUAGAACAACUUUGGAAUGAAGAUCAUCAGGAUCUCCUUAAUUUAAGGGUGAUUAAACUUUUUUAUUGCGAUAAACUAAGGAGGAUUCCUAAUCUAUCGGGAGCCAUCAACCUUGAAAGCCUUAUAUGUUCACGGUGUAAAAGUUUGGUUGAACUUCCUAGCCUCAAUCAUUUGACAUCUCUUAAAAAGCUUGAAUUUGACGGAUGUCCGGCACUCAAGAAGUUCCCUGAACUCCCAAAUAACAUUUCUGAGUUAGACUUGUCAAACACUAGUAUAGAAGAAGUGCCUGAUUCAAUUCGGCAUCUUGUCGGGCUUAGAAAGUUGCGGUUGAGAAACUCAAGGGUGGAGAGUGUAUCAAGCAAUAUUUCGAAGUUGGAAUCCCUUCACGUUUUGGAUCUUGCUGGUUGCACAAGCCUUGAAACACUCUCGAAGCUUCCACGAUAUCUGCGGUACUUGGAUGCAGAUGAGUGCACAUCAUUAGAAACAGUAUCGUUCACCGAUCAUUGUUUCAAUUCAUUCCAUUCUUUACAUGAUGGUGGUGAUGAAGUUCGUAAUGGAGAAAAAGUUUCCAUGUUAUUCAGGAAUUGCUUAACCUUGAACCAAGAUUCAAUUAAAAACAUUGUGGCAAAUGCUAUGCUUCAAAUUCAGUCCCUAGCAUCGAGAUGGGCGAGGAGGAAAGGGAUACUCCGAGAGGAGUAUAAUAGUUAUUUUUAUCGAAGUCAUUUGUUUUGCCGUUUCCCAGGAAAUGAAGUUCCAGAAAAUGUGUUUUGCUAUGGAAGCAUGAAUUCUUGGUUAAAUUUGAAGAUAACCCCAAACAGGUCUAGUGGGAGCAGAUUCUUGGCUUUUGCUAUCUGCCUUGUGGCUGAUUUCACACGUGCAUAUGGCGGUCUUAAAGUUACCUGUAAAUACCAACUGAAAGCCGCCGGUGGCGAAAAGUUAACAAGUGUGUGCUGCAUUUUUUAUAUUCCGGAAGCGUUCUACAAGUGUGAUCAUGUGCUUGUUCUGUUUAGUGAGAACAUGAUAAUAAUAGACAAUGAUUAUGAGGACGCAUCAUUUGAAUUCAAAAUCGAGAAUCUUUACCCCAGAGGAGAAAUUAAAGUGGAGGAAUGUGGUGUUCAUGUGUUUUACGUGGAUGCGGAGAGUUAUACCAUUUAUGAUGUGAUGAGAUGUGAAAAAUCCGACCAGAAUUUUGAUUCUGCAACAAAAAUGAGACCCGAGGAUGAUGGUGAAGAAGGGGAUGGAGGGCCUAAAAUAUUGAGAUAUGUUCACUUAUUUUAUUAAUCUUUGUGAUACUUUUGAGAUUUGUCAAAGAGUUCAGGGUUGAAUUUCUUUCUACAAAAUAUAGUUUGUGAUGGUUGCUUGUUAAAGAGUGAGGAAUCAUUUCUAUUUAAUUUUCAAGGGAAUAAGAACUUUGAACUCAGGAGUUGGUUUGUAUAUAGAGCAUUUGGAGUUGAUGUUUUCUUUUCUUGGAUUUUGAUCAUCAUAUCAGUUUCUUUGUGUGUUACUGUCUCUUACGUUGUUUGAGCAUUAUUGAAAACUCCAAUCGAGUUUCAUUUUCUUUUCCAUAUUAGCGUAUCAGAGAGAUCUGAAGACAUGAGCCAAGUGGAUUGGGGAAACUGUUACAUCCCAACUUCACUUCAGUCGAGC